AUGCUUCGUGAAGACUACGUGCAGAUCCGUAACGCGUGCCAACUCACCUUGUUGCUGACUUAUGGCUGUGGACGCGCAUACAAACUCGUGUUGCACAACGCCCAAGCCUACCAACUAUUCGUACAAAAUGGCCCUUUUCGGCUAGUGAGUUUUAAAUUUUUACUGCUACAUUUUGUGAAAGUUUUGUUUUUAAUUAUUUGUGCUUAAACAAGUUUUGGAUUCAAAAUGCUUGCUUAAUAUAAAAGUUUUUUAAUUUUGUGCGCUUUCAGCUCGUAUGCUUUGACGUAACGUUCGUAACACCGAUCCAGAUCUGGCUAAAGCCAUCGUCAAGUUUUUUCAAAAUUUGACACUAAUGAAUAAUACUCGUAAGCCAAAAAUCGUUACAAAAGGAAAAGGCUUGAAAAGUUUCGCCGUAAAACAGUUUUUUUUCAGUUUGGAAGGGAGGGGGGGAGGAAGGGGGUUUUAUAAAUUAUUGUCGCAGCGCAAACGCUCGUGCUGCUUAAAUUUCGCCGCGCAACUUUUAACCGAUGAUUUAAAUUUUAGAAGAAAUGUCGCUUAAGAAGUUAAGCGCAGGGUUAUACUUGCAUGAACCAUUUGAAAAAAAUUUUCGAGUUAUAGUUAUUUGUGAUGGAAGAAUAGUUUUUACGGGUCUACCCGGAGAAAAAUCAAUUGGUUUAUUGCUAAAAGCAAAUCACUAUGUGUUUUUCUGAAAAACCACAUUUGCAAUUGCCCGUAAGUUGCGAACAAAAGAAUUCACAUUAGUGUCGCAAAAUUUGCUUUGAUUGUGGUUCAAUUGACUUUUAUGCACAUCAUUCGUUCAAAUGCCGUAGACUGCCAUUCUUGUCUGCGUUUUGGUCCCCAUUAUCCCUGUAAACCGACAGAUGGUGUUGACUAUUUACAUUGUAACCACUGCAACUUUUCAUUUGCACUAAAGGUUUUCAAAUUCUGCAAAGAAAACAAUCGAUCAGCCCACGCGGGCGAUCCGUAUUCAAAUUAUAAUUUACCUUUUUGUUCAUUUCCAUUCGUAGUCUGAAUAAAUGCUUGUGACUACCAGUAAAUAAGGAUUGAAAUUAAAUUCUUAUAUGGUGCAUUGCAAAAACAACGUAACUGAACGCCAUAUAUUCUAAAGUCGCAUAAAAAAUUGGUGACAAAAAGUCUCAGCAGUCUCAACGACGUGCUGAACAAGCUCCAAGAACCAGUAAAAGCCGCUACACGACUGCCCGUGGUGGAACUACUAAAACGACGCAGCACCUUGGAAGAUGCCAUCCUCAGAAGCGAGUCCAAACUUCAACUUUUGCUUGCUUGUGAGCGAGUCAAUAAAGAAUCAGGCAUCGACGACUAUGUCAACAAAGCUACAGAAGCAAUCGAAGAAGGCUAUAAUGUUAAUAGAUACCUGAAGGAGUUAAUCAUCGAAAAAGAACAGAAGGUAACUGACGAAGCCGAAGCGCAGACGGCAAGUAAUCCAACAGCCACCCAUCAAAGAAGUGCCGAAGCUACAAUUUCAAACGCCCAAAGUUCAAUUAACCAACUUUCAAUGGUGAAGACUACACACAAUGGCCGUCUUUUGCACAAACGUUCGAGGCAUACGUUCACUCGACAAAGCUCACAUCUUUCGAGAAAAUUACGGUACUAA
Molecule: messenger RNA, 1633 nt
Organism: Bursaphelenchus okinawaensis
Lineage: Eukaryota; Metazoa; Nematoda; Chromadorea; Rhabditida; Aphelenchoididae
Source: the annotation of a GenBank genome assembly